Colletotrichum chrysophilum is the source of this 3303-nucleotide messenger RNA. RefSeq lists its product as uncharacterized. The transcript is spliced from 3 exons. Gene Ontology annotation, cellular component: cytoplasm. The record is from RefSeq and is a predicted model, not a curated record. Gene Ontology annotation, molecular function: phosphatase regulator activity; protein binding; enzyme inhibitor activity. NCBI's taxonomy places the organism in Eukaryota, Fungi, Ascomycota, Sordariomycetes, Glomerellales, Glomerellaceae. Bases 1 to 3303 code for a protein of 1100 amino acids.
AUGCCGAUGUUUACCCAACCCAGCUACGACUUCCUCAACCGUGGGUGUCGGUUGACGAUCCACCCAACGCCAACAAAGUCCCGCGUCGAGACUCAAAUUCCCAUCAAGAUGACUCUCUUCCCGCUUCCUCAUGGCAUCAAGCGCCUCCACCUGCCCACACAUACCAUCUCUAAGCCAAAGUUACUAGCGAAGCCACCAGUCGAGCGUUCUCAGGACACAUUGGAGCUCUACACCAUGCUAGUGUGCACUAGUGCCAUGGUCAGCGAGGAUAACAAGCGCAAGGCCUUCCAGCGCGCCGCAGCCGCCACCCACAGCCCUUCCUUGAACGCCCGAUCUGCCAGUGAGGACGAUGAUGAGGAGAACAAGCCGCAAAACGGAGGCGAAGUUCGCAUUUGCAACGGGUGCAUCACGCGAGAGAGAAAGCGAGCGGCUAGAAAGAAGAUCAAGAAGGUGGAAGAGGAAGAGAUGUGGAAUCGGGAUGAGAACCGGCGCGUGAUCGUCUUUAACACCCAGGAGAUCAAGGAGUGGCAGACGCCCAACGGUGUCGUAUCUGACUCUACCGUAACAGGGCGACCAGAACCGGUAGCUCCUCCUGGAGCGAUGCAGGUGGACGCGCCCAUGCGUAUUGCCUGUUACUGCCGCCACCAUGCAGAGAAGCAGGGUUUCCAAGUCAUCUUCACCAUCAAGGAUUGGCAAGACCGCGUUGUCGCCCAAGAAAUAUCUCAGUCGAUCAUGAUUACCGACGACCACAAGACGCACCCAUUGCCGUCAUUGCCUCCCGCUGCCUCGACCUCCGAGAACAACCUCGUGCCGAUGAUGAACACGCCACUGGAUACCAGCCCACUCAGCUCGGGGGCUGCUCCGUUCCGUCUGUCGCAUUCCAGCUCCGAUCUUCAAAGCUUGCAGCGUAACGCACCUCCGGCUCCGGCUCCGUCGUUCCCCGCUGUGAACGCCGUGGCUAAGCAGCCAGCCCCCGCACCCUCGACAACGAAUGCUCGCUCUUUGUCUCGGCCCCCGUCCCCGAGUUUACACGCCGGGCCGAUGACAAAGAAGCGCAAGGCCAGCGGAUCGAGGGUUCCUGCUCAUAUGACGAUGACUCGGUUGGAUACGACCCCGCCACCAUCUCAGAUGCCUGUCAAUCCAGUGCCACCGGCAGCCUCUGCUUCCACAUCGCCGUUCACGCCUAACCUCACCAACUUCCAGACUCCCCCUGAUACUGUGUUCCAAAAUGGAGCUCCGUCGAACAUCCCACAGCCGUUCGCUACCGGUCCACCGACACCCAACAGUAACGACCAGACCUUGUUCACCAACGCCAACCGAUCUGCCAGCAUGGAAAAUAUGGCGAUGCCCAUGUUCUCAGCCCCUGCAUCAGCCCACCAAAGUCGCGCUGCAAGCCCGAGUAGACUGGCAAACGGUGUGAACGCUGUACAACAAGGUCAAUUCAAUACCAUGCAAUAUCUUCCCACUGCGGUUGCUCCAGCACGGCCUCAGCCAACCAUUCACAAAAUCAUUCCCAACGAAGGACCUAAGUGUGGUGGCAUCGAGGUGACCAUUCUUGGCGCGAGCUUCUACCAGGGCUUGGAGGUACUUUUCGGAGACCAGAAGGCCACAACCACCACCUUCUGGGGCGAGUCCUCCUUGGUGUGCCUCUUGCCACCGGCGCCCGUCGCUGGGCCAGUCGUGGUUACUUUCAAACAAAGCCAAGCUCAAGCCGGACAGCCCUUCAGUGCCCUCUCUAAGCAGAAUCAAGUAUUUAAGUAUAUUGAUGACGACGAGGAGAAGCUCAUUCGCACCGCGCUCUCGAUUCUUGGCCACAAGAUGUCUGGUCAGUUGGUUGACGUCAAGGAGCUUGCUCAACGCAUCAUUGGUCAAGGAGAUUCCAGUUGGGGCGGUCCUGGCCCCUCGGGCAACGGUGGGUUUGGCGGAAACACCUUCAACAUGAGCACGGAAUCCCAGCUGUUGAAGUUGCUUGAGUUGAUCGACCUUGACGACAACCCGAGGAUGUCUCGCCUGGAUCUUAGGAGAAACACAGGCCACACCAUGCUGCAUAUGGGUUGCGCUCUGGGAUACCAUCGUUUCGUUGCUGGGUUGCUUGCGCGUGGUUCUAAUCCGGACCUCCGGGACAAGGGCGGCUUUACUCCCAUGCAUCUGGCGGCAAUGAAUGACAACGAAUCCAUCGUUCGCAAGCUCAUGCAGGCCGGCGCUGACCCUACGAUCCGUAGUCUUUCGGGACUGCGGCCGGCUGACGUUGCUCAAUCACGCAAGGUGGUUGAGCAUAUCCGUCGCUGCGAGCGUCACAUUCGGUCCCGCAGCGGAGGUUCUCUUCACAGCAGAGCCAGUAGUGCCGCUUCGCUGCGGUCUCUGUGGGACCCUCUCGGCAUGUCCAGCGAGGAAGAAUCUGCAGACGACGGUGAGGAGAGCCUCGAAUACUCAUCUGGCGACUACGAGGAGGAAGAAGAGGAGGAGGACUCAUGGCUCGACAUGCGCCGUCGUUCCAGUGGGCAUGCGUUCACCCCUCGUCCAGACCGACAAGCACUGCAACGAGGUCACGAUGAGGUUGAGCCAGGCCUCGCGUCACCGACCACCGCCAUAGCCUCGGCCGUGAGGGAUCAAUUUGCUGCUCAGAUUCAGCAGUUCCAGCAAGCGAUGGCACAUUUUCCCAACCUGCCUCAAAUGCCGGCAUUGCCAAGAAUGCCCAUGUUGCCGGACUACCAGGCGUAUCUUCAGCAGAACCCGUUCAUGGGUAGAGUUACUUCGCUGAUGCCUGGAUCGUCAGGCGAUGAAAACCCGCGACAAAUGGACGGGCGUUGGUGGGAUCUGUCAGCCUUCAGAACCACCAACAACAACUCAGCUCCGCCACCGGCAUACGACGAGAUCUUCCCUCAGGAGGAGCUUGACCGCAAGCAAGCCGCGGCUUUGAAUUCUGCUGCUGAGGCUGUUGCGGACAGAUCUAUCGCUGUCGGAACCCAAAUCACUGAGACCGUUGAGAUAUCGGAGGCUUCAUCAAGCACGACGCCAGUGCCGAGUGUGCUCAAGAUCGGCCGCAAGAGUGCCAUCACCAAAGAGCAGCAACAAAACUUCCUCAGGGCGCGCGAGGCCAAGUUCAAGGGGAUGCGUAGCGACAAGAACUUGUGGUUCGUCUGGAUCCCGCUCCUCACCUGCAUACUGGGUGUGAUGCUGUACAGCCGAUUCCCUCAGUACUUCGCCAUGCUUUGGGCCGUCAUCCUUCGUUCGGCUGCAAAGUUUGACCAGGUGCCCGACAUGGUCAGAAAUGUCCAGGACCGCGUCGUCGAGGUACUAUAA